UUGAAACAAAUGGACCGUUUACAACAGCAGACGCUUUGCGUCUGACGAAUUCGCUUACCUCGUGAAAACAUCUCUAAGAUAUAUCUUAUCACGUCGAAAAUUAAGAUAGAAGUGAAAUCGGUUGUCGAGACGAUAAGAUCCCCCCAACUGAACGAGGACGAUUACGACUGCUAAGCGUUGUCUCUCUAGUGACCACUUACUUGUUUGUGUCUUUCAUUAGAGCUCAGUUUGCGUCGACCUCUCUGCCAAGCACGUCAACAUCAUCUGUAAGCAUAAUGACUGAUGAAAGUAAAGUGAUCAAUUUCGGGGCAGGACCGGCUAAAUUGCCGCACGAGGUUCUAAAAGACGUACAAAAAGAAUUACUUGCAUAUGGGAACACGCAAAUCAGCAUCCUCGAACUAAGUCAUCGGUCCAAUGAUUUUAACAAUGUUAUUAACAAUGCACAAGCCAUCUUACGAGAUAUCCUUAACGUUCCAGAAAACUAUCACAUUUUAUUCAUGCAAGGAGGUGGCACGGGAAUAUUUGCAGCAAUUCCUCUAAAUAUACUGAAUACCGGGACAGCGGAUUAUCUAGUAACAGGUUCAUGGUCGGCGAAAGCGGCGAAAGAAGCGACCAAGUAUGGCAAAGUAAAUAUGGUGCUACCGAAAACAACAAAAUAUACAGAGAUCCCGGAUCCUUCUACUUGGAAUUUAGAUCCAAACGCUUCGUAUGUUUAUUACUGCGACAAUGAAACUGUUCACGGAAUUGAAUACGGUUUUAUCCCGGAGACUAACGGCGUGCCGCUUGUCGCCGACAUGUCGUCCAAUAUAUUGUCGAGACCUUUUGAUGUAUCCAAGUUCGCGAUUAUUUUUGCUGGUGCUCAAAAAAAUAUUGGACCAGCCGGCGUCACUUUGGUAAUCGUACGGGAUGAUCUACUCGGCCGUGCCAUGAAUGUGUGUCCGACAGUGCUGAAUUUUACCGUCAUGGCCAAUGAUAAUUCCCUUCACAACACCCCACCUGUCUUUCAGAUAUAUGUAGUGGGUUUGGUGUUCGAUUGGAUUAAACAGAAUGGCGGCGUCGAAGGUAUGCAGAAUCUUGCAAAGAAGAAGAGCAGCAAGGUAUACGAUGUAAUUGAUAAUUCAGGAGGUUUCUAUACGUGUCCUAUCAAACGAGACGCGCGUAGCAGAAUGAACAUUCCAUUCAGAAUAGGCAACGGUGAUGAGAAUCUUGAAAAGGAGUUUCUUUCUGGUGCCGCAGCUCGCGGUAUGUUGCAGUUGAAAGGCCACAGAUCGGUGGGUGGAAUUCGCGCAUCUUUAUACAAUGCAGUUACAAUAGAAGAGGCAGAAGCAUUGGCUGAUUACAUGAAGUGGUUUCAUAAUGAACAUGCAAACAAUCUGGAAAAUAACUAAUUAAAGCUUCAAGAAAAUGAUAUAGAUAUACAGUUUUUUUUAGAAAAAAUCUACUCGAAAAAUGUUAUUUGUGUAAAUAUACGUUUAUAUCGUA
This is a messenger RNA of Nylanderia fulva, 1482 nucleotides long. Its product is annotated as phosphoserine aminotransferase. Gene Ontology annotation, biological process: L-serine biosynthetic process. Gene Ontology annotation, molecular function: pyridoxal phosphate binding; O-phospho-L-serine:2-oxoglutarate transaminase activity. Gene Ontology annotation, cellular component: cytoplasm. NCBI's taxonomy places the organism in Eukaryota, Metazoa, Arthropoda, Insecta, Hymenoptera, Formicidae. The record is from RefSeq and is a predicted model, not a curated record.